Molecule: messenger RNA, 838 nt
Organism: Clupea harengus (Atlantic herring)
Lineage: Eukaryota; Metazoa; Chordata; Actinopteri; Clupeiformes; Clupeidae
Source: RefSeq, a predicted model, not a curated record
UAACCUUUAGAGGGCCUGUGAGCAUGAAGGAGCUGCCUCUGUCUCUGCUGAGUCGGGGCUGUGGCCAGCUGGUGCCCCUCACAGAGGGCGGCCAUGAUGGAAGACUGGAGGUCUGUUUCGAACCUGAGGACUUUUUCUCCUGGAGGGCCCAGCCCCUGCUGCUGCACCUGUCGCGCAGUGGACGUCUCCUGGGAGGGGUGGGGGACCCUACGCCCCCCAAAACCUACAGCACCAGGAAGGGCCACCUCAUCUUGUACUCCGAGGACCUGGUUUCAAGCUCCAGCCAAUCAGUGGCCAACAGGAAGGGGCGAGGCUCCAAACAGGAAGCUGAGGUGCAGCUGCAUACACUGAGAGACCUGACUGGAGCCAUUUUGUCUUACAGGAGCAAGCAGCAGCCCAAGGAGGGCUCCACCACAGGCCCGGCUCAUCCCCUGCUCUCCCACCUCACACACGCCUCACACACACACCUGAGCUCCGUCCGACGCCCUCCACUGGACCGGCUCGCCCAGCUGACAGAGAGAUUUGACGAGGGCUACAGCAGCGGACAGCAACCCCCGACCCCUGCGCCCCCCCCUCAAGUCCCUUACCGCCCCCUCUUUCUCUGUUCGCCCCGCCCAAGCCACGCCCCACGCGAACCCCUUCCACCAAUCACAGAGGGCCUGCUUAGCCAACGGGGAGAUGGGGGAGGUUACCUUCAGAAAGGGAGACAAACAGCAACUCAUCAUCACCAUUCAACACCCAGUAAGUGUAGCUUCCCAUCCAUCCUCCUCACAUCCUUACUCAGUCUCUAAGUAAAGUUUAGUUUCACAUCCAUCAUCACUCAGUCUCUAAGUAAACG